Messenger RNA from Pseudo-nitzschia multistriata, 675 nucleotides. The record is from the annotation of a GenBank genome assembly. Lineage: Eukaryota; Bacillariophyta; Bacillariophyceae; Bacillariales; Bacillariaceae.
CGUGAAGUCAUUUCUGCAUUUGUUUGGUGUGUCUUGCGGUUUGAUGGAAUCUUCUGGAGAAAAGAAUUACUGUAUCRUCAUUACCGAUACUCUUUUCUACUAUUACAACGGUAAUUACAACAGACACUGAAGUUAUUGUUCACUGUUCGGUACUACAAUAUCAUYUUURACCAAUAUCUUGCUCCCAUAUCCAUUGCCACUUGMAUAUCUAAUUACCUAGGCAAUCAUGUUUCGCUUGACUAUGCUUCUCUCGGUCUUUCUGGCCCUCCUUGCCGCCUUGACAAUGCCACAAACGGCGAUGGCACGAACGGUGUCGAUGUCUUCUACACGCUCGGCACUUUCGGUUGGUACUGUGAUGGCCCUUUCUUCAUUCGCUGUCUUUGCAGCAGACUCAGAAGAUGAUGAUGACGACGUUUAUGAUGACGAAGACGAUGAAGAUGAAGAUGAUGAAGACGACGAAGAUGACGAUGAUGAAAUCGUCGAAGGCGAACUCUAGGCCCGAAUCCCAUCGUGGUUCCCAAUGACAAGCAAUGUUAUGGUUCACUUUCUUUUAGAUGUAAAGCAAUUGAUCUCAACAAGACAAGAGAGCAUUACGUUGCCGUGUUYSACGGAUUUUAGAUACGAAAASCCAUGCGGUGCCAACUAUCGGCCCCUACGGAUAGAUAUAACAUAWAU